Messenger RNA from Cercospora beticola, 2352 nucleotides. The record is from RefSeq and is a predicted model, not a curated record. NCBI's taxonomy places the organism in Eukaryota, Fungi, Ascomycota, Dothideomycetes, Mycosphaerellales, Mycosphaerellaceae.
AGGUAUACAUGUACUGUCGCCGCCGUCGCCGUCAGCAUUGAGCUCCCUUCCGUGAAGUCUUUCUCCCCCAUUAUCAUCAUCACCGCCGCCGCCACCGCGCAGACCGUCGUUGCAGAGACAUUGUCGCUCGUUCGUGCAUCCAUCCCCAGCAGCUGCACCGCCUACGCACACACCACCAUCUUAUCGCACGCCGGCUCCUCUCCGAACCCACUUGGAUCCACUACCACUGUAUUCUCCCCAACGGCCCUUGCAACGCCCUUGCGCCGCCGCUGCGAUGGAACAGACGCUGCGCACUCCGGGUCCGCAGUCGCCCUCGGCACGCUCGCGGGGCUUCUCGUUUCGCAGCGACAACAGCGGAUCGUCGCGUCCGAAGGAGGAUCUGACUGAAAGUCCCAAAGAAAAGGCGCGCAAAUCACAAAUCUGGAGUACGACCAGCAAGGCCAAUCCUAAUGCCGCUUUGACUGAGGCUACUCCGGCAGGUGGGUAACGGUCGACCUAUCUCCCCAGCCUUCUUCAUAACAUCACACCUCCGCUGCUCUGUGCUCAUUCCAGCUGCCUACUCUGCACAUCCAUCCACUCACACCAAUGGCUUCUUCGAUCAAGUCGCGCCCGGCGUCGGACAUCUUUGCUAAUUCACCUGCAGUCGCUGCUAUCAUUGAGGAGAGCACAUUGUCGCCUCUGCGCGCGACACAGCAUCGAGAUGCCAACGGCAACAUUAUCACCGAUCCUGACCUGUCCAACCCAACGCGACCGCGCAUGGAGCGUCCCCUAGACACUAUUCGUUCGUUCGAAGCAGCUAUUGAUUCUGGAUAUCGUCGACGAUCAAACUACGGGCGUGCCGAGUCCUAUAAUGACCAGUCGAAUGGUUACGGACAAUCGAGGAGAAACAGUGCAUAUGGCAAUAAUGGCGGACCACAACCUCGAUACGGCAAUGGCAACGGAGGAGGAUACUACGGAAACCGACCAGAAGGCUACGGACCAGGUCCGAGCAGGCCUCCUUAUGGCGCUCCUCGAAUGCAGUCCGAGCCCAACAUGCCACGACCAUACCCUCCACAACAUGGACACCAGUACUCGCAAGACACGAUGGCGACAGCGGUGACAAAUGGCUCCGAUAGCACAGGACCAUGGGCAAACAGCACAGACCCCAGCAGCGAAAAUAGCUCCAUUGAUAAGAACUACCAACAGAAUGGCUAUGGGCAAAACGGCUAUGGUCAAAGUGGCUAUGGCCAGAACGGAUACUCGCACAAUGGUUACGGUUCCGGAUCUCCAGGACCUAUCCCCGAAGAUGGCGCGUAUCCGAUGAAGCACGGUGGCGCUGUUCAGCCACCGAACGGCGCCCGACGACCCAUUCCUCUCGGCAACACGAGUAGCUAUGGCACCCCAUCACCCGCUCCUGGAAGCCUUCCAUCAUCGAAGCGACCGGAGCCAGAGAAGAGAAAGAGUCGAUUGAGCCGAAUGUUCAGCAAGAAGGGCAAAGACUAAGCAUAUGUACAGCAGCAUCUUUCUACGUGCACGCAUAUGGAGGUCCUCUGAUGAACAAGGUCUCUUCGGCAUUUUCUGCUUCGUUGCACAUAAUAAUGUAAUGAGUAAUGCAGUUCAUGGUGGGAUGGCACGGCAAAGGGAAGAUGAACAGCAACUUGGCUGAGUCUUCACUCUCCGCCGAGUGCUCGAUUGGAGAUUUUCUGAUUUGUGACGGCGUGCUCCCUGUCAAACAUUGGGAUUGAUUCAUGGAAAGAAGAACAAGCAAAAGAAAGCGAGAUAAUUUCCGCUUUGAGAAAAACUUGGCUACGACGUACGACGAAGAAGAAUCGGUGAUGGAUAGCCAGGUCUUGAGGGGCCUUUCCUUCUUUGGACUAUCUCUGAACUUAUGGCAUGACUAUUUCAUUUUGUUGUUUCGAAACAAUGCGGGACUAGGGUCAUUAGAAAUGGAAAUGGACUCUUAUUUCUUCUCGCAGUAUGUCUGCGGUUUCAAUUUUGGUUGGGCUGAACAUUGAAUGCCCCGGCCUAUCGAUUGAAGUGCUUUUGACUCUGCUCUGCAAGCCUGAUGCUUGAGGUGCGAUAAGCUUUGCCUGUCUCGUGCGUGCAGAUGCGGCUGAGAUAAAGGGACAAGAAAAAGGUACGAGCGGCGUUGGUGGGAGGCACUUCCGCUGACCCAUGCCACGAGAUUUCUGAUGCCUGCUUGCGGCGAUUCGUUGGAAUGUGCCACGCAAUGCUAGAUAGCGAUGGAAUAAAUGGUACUCCGCGAUGCACUGCAUAGAUAGGGACGUUGGUCUGGUUCAUGGCGCUGACUAUCUUCAACGCGAUUUCUUCUCUUCUUCUGCUAAAGCUUCUCGUUCGCUCUUGUCGUCGUUG